AUGUUAUUAAAUGAGCCAUACCUCCUGAGAUUCGCAGUCUACAUCUUUCAAGUGCAUAUAGGAUCGACACUAGUUCACAUAUUGCUUGGUGGUGCUCCGUUUUGGAUUCACUCAGAGACUUCACUUGUCAUUACACUCUUUGUAUGGAUAUUCUACUCUCUCUUUCCAAGUUUUAUACAUUUUAUUUUAAAUAAUCCUGUUUCCAAAAUUAUUCAUAUAUUAUUAUUAAGUACAUUGGCAACGAAUGAUAUUACACAAAUCUAUGAACUACCAAUGUAUCCAGAGAUCCCGUUGCGAACAGGAUCUUAUAUAACACCUGUUUUACCGAAUUCACCACUUGGUGCAUUGGCGAUCUGUCUUGUAUCGGCACUCUCUGGUGAAUUUGUAAAGACUUGUAUCAUUAAAUUGUUUUAUCCGAAUCAAAAGACAUCUUUAUCAGCACCAUCUCUUCAAUUUAUAACUGUUGGUAUACUAUCAGUAUUGUAUCAUUUCUUAUGUAAUCCACACGCCAAGAGAAAUAUAAAUAUUUUAAUAAUUGGAUAUUCAAAGAUUCCAGAUGAUAUUAAUUUGUUGAAAGAUGAGAUCGAUGAUCAUCAACCACUUCAUCAGCUGAUUUCAUCGGAUACAAAUGGCAAUUAUCUUUGUAGAUCAAUACCAUUCUAUGGAGUAGACGAUGCCGUAAAACUAUAUAUCUACGAUUAUUAUAAUUUGGUUGAUAACUAUCAAGAUCAGUUGUCACUCGACGUACUCAGUAAGAUAGAUGCAUUGUUUUUUAUUUGUAAGGUGAACGAACCAGAUACUAUCGAUCAAAUGAUAGAAAAGCAUAGUAUGUGUCUAACGAUUGGUCAGCGUGGUAGUAGAUCGACUCUAAAAAGUCAACAGGUGUGUGUAAUGAUACUGUGCGGCGAAGAUACCAAUAGCCGAGAGCCUGACUACCAAACCAACUUUAAUCGCCUCGAUUCAUGGUGUAGAUCGAACGGUAUCACUAAACCAUUCACUUUUAAUUCCGACCAGUUGAAAGAUUCAGAUUUGGAUUCAUCUAUCAAGAAUCUCGCCAUACAGUCCUACUUCUGUAGUGAUACUGAUCCAAAGUUACCAUCGUUGCAGCGCGACGUUAAGUUUGAAUCUGAAUUGCUUUGGAAAAGCGAAGGUAUUAUUACGAGUCAAAAGAAACAAAUGGAAUUGCAAACAUUGGAUAUUAUGUUGCUCGGAUCGCACAAUAUCUCUAAAUCAAUAGCAAGACAGUUUGUACCUGGACAAGAUUCAAACGAUCAUAUUUGUAAUCAUACAUUCUCAUUGACAUGCGAUAUAAAUCAAUCACUGGUUAAACAAGUUUCUUUGGUAGUUUGUAAUGCGAGCCAAUUGAUAAAUAAGCAAGUAGCCAUUCCCAGCAGUCUGUACGAGAGUGUAGCAGGUGUCUAUCUUGUGUAUGACCCAUUCUAUAGAGAAUCUAUUGAUAUGUUGUUUGAAGACUAUCGACAAUAUGUUGUUGAUAAAUGUAUGAAUAGACCUCCGGUGGUGGUAGUUGCUGCUAAAUCAUUGGCUCCAAAUCAAGGUAACAGAAAUAUUUUUAAUGACAACUAUUCAACGGUUGAAGCGUGGUGUCAAUCAAACAAAAUAGAUUCACACAUCGUCGUUUCAGAUCGAUACAACGUAAACAUUGAACAAUCAUUCUACCAAUUGUGUUUGUUAGCAUUCAAAUUUAAAUUGGAACUUAAGCAAUCAGAGCUUGAAAACAAAGUAAAGAAACAAGAAAAUAAGAAUAGAUGUACAUUAAAUUAA
This is a messenger RNA of Heterostelium album PN500, 1782 nucleotides long. RefSeq lists its product as uncharacterized. The record is from RefSeq and is a predicted model, not a curated record. Lineage: Eukaryota; Evosea; Eumycetozoa; Acytosteliales; Acytosteliaceae. The transcript is spliced from 5 exons. The coding region runs from base 1 to 1782 and encodes 593 amino acids.